This is a messenger RNA of Funneliformis geosporum, 324 nucleotides long. Lineage: Eukaryota; Fungi; Glomeromycota; Glomeromycetes; Glomerales; Glomeraceae. The record is from the annotation of a GenBank genome assembly.
AUGUCUACUGCUUCUACUUCCGAAGAUGUUAAUUUUAAUGAAGGACUUAAUGUUCUUUCUUCAUACUUGCGAGAACGAAAUAAUAAAUCAUAUCGUAAUUUUUUACUUCAAAAUCGGGACACCGUCGUUACUUCGUCGCUGUUAUUCUCGAAAAACUGGCGGGAACUCGAUAACUCUUGGGCCGCACAUUUUUUGACAGAAGCAAGGAAUUUGUUAGAUCGAAACAAUUAUGAUAUUUUAAAUGAAAAGGUCAAGUUAGAACGCUUCCGAAGUGUAGAUUAUUUAAAAAGUUAUUGGGAGGAGGUGGUCCAAGAACGUAACUUA